Molecule: messenger RNA, 438 nt
Organism: Rotaria sp. Silwood2
Lineage: Eukaryota; Metazoa; Rotifera; Eurotatoria; Philodinida; Philodinidae
Source: the annotation of a GenBank genome assembly
AUGGGCGAUAUUAAAGAUAUUUGUUCGAAUAAAAAUUGUAUUAAUAGUCGAUGUAUUAAAUAUUCAAAUAAUCAAGAAGGUAUGAGUUUUUGUCAUUGUUAUCAACGAUGGUCUGGAAAAUAUUGUACAAUACAAUAUAAUUGUAUAUGGGGUUCACUUUGUUUACUUUCAAAUAAUGUGUGUCAAUUAAAUGAAAAUAGUACAUGUUAUAAUGGUGGUCAAUAUCCACCUGUUGAUGAAUAUUUAGUAUCAGAUAAAGAAUUCAUUUGUAUUUGUCCAAAAGGUUAUAGUGGUGAACAAUGUAAAAUAGUAGAUAAUAAAAUUAUAUUAUCAUUUCAUACAGAUAUAAUUAUGCCACAUUCAAUAAUAUCGGGUGUCCCAGGAAUAAUGAGCCUCCCAGUAUUUUUAAGAUUUCCUGUCUAUUAUCACUGUAAGUAA